AAGAUUUCCCGGUUGAAUGAGCAGAUUAAAAUCAAAUUUAUUUUAGUCCGAAUCACAUGCAAUAUUCAUUGCUUGUCAAAACAUUGACUUUCUCUUGAUAGUGGCGUUUAUGGAAACAAGUUAUGAAGACCAGUAAAAUUUCAGUUUCGACAGUCAGUCUUUCAGUUGAAGAAAAUGAAUUCAAAAGAGUCGCAUAUGGGAAAAUCUUGACUUUGACAUGUCUGUUUACAAACCAGUGCUAUGGUGUGAAGUUUAUUGUGCUAGCGAACUCUUUGCAUCGGUAGAGUCGCAGCUUCAUUGAUAACAAAGAAACGUGUCAGAUGCAAGUUUGAAUUUCAUAUCCUACUUCUCUCUACUUUAUUGCUAGAAUAAAAACUCUUGAAAACAUACAAUAAUAAAUAAUCAAGCCUAACGCAAAAACACAAGCAGCAUUAGUUGAAAUUGAAGAAAAGUGACAAAUUUAGCUUCAUCGCAGACGUCAACUAAACAAGCUACCAUUUGUUAUCUCUACGGGUGCAUCAGAUGAACCUAGGCCAUGAUAAAUCAAAGCCCUAGUGCCCAGGACCUGCUGGUAAACCUUUGUACAUGCUCCAAUGAAUCCGUAUAAAGCCACUCAAGCAUGUAAGUCAGUAGGCCCUAAUUUAUCAGGGAAAGCUCUUAGCAACUCAAAAUACUAAAAUUAAUUGUUUAUUUAAAAGAAAUGAAGAAUAGAUUGCUGCUUUUGCAUUACCUAUAAGCAUAUAGUCGUCAACACGUGCCUGGGCAGCAUUGGAUUCAAUACAUAGCUGCAAAAGGGAAUUUGAAAUUUGAAUUCACAGUACUAUUUAUAGAAAGGUUUUAGCAAUUUGCGGAAUGUAAAGAAAAAUGAAAACUAUGCGAAGACUGGCUCUGUUGCUACUUGUUUGGCUAGCAGACUUUUUCUCGAACGGAAUUCAUGCACAGCAAGAUGUCGGUGGGGCUGAUGAAGUAGACGGCAAUAUCCUUGAUAUCAAAUUUGUCUCUAUCGCUGCUCGAGAUAGGAAACACGAAAGAAAUAAUAUACAAAACAGAGUUGCACAAGUCCCUGUUAACUUUAUUGGCGAGAAGCGAGAUGGCAUGGUAUUGUACCCAAGAUCAUCAAAACCAAUCAAUUAUCCUAUCAAGGAUUUGUUUCCGAAAGACAGGGAAGAAGAGAGUGGAUCUGGAAGUGGGGAUUCAGCAGCAAAUGCAAAAGUUGACCCUGCGGUGGCAAAUCGCAUAAAAGCGCUUGAGCAAGGUUUACGGCUAAUGGCGCAGAAAGUUGUCACACAAGAUCGCAAUAACCAAGCCCUUGCUGCAGCAUUGCAAAGCAAACAAAUGCAGGAAAACCAGGAACUGGCCAUGCAGCAGCAACUGCAACAGCAAAAGGCGGCACAGGAACAAAAAGCCGCCCAGGACCAGCAAGGAGCGCAACAAGCAGCGCAGCAGCAACAACAGCAGCAAGCCCAAUCACCUCAGGUGAAUCCAGCUUUGCAAGAGGCAUUCAAAAGCUUGCAAAACAAUAUCGCCAGUUUAGAAGGGAAGAUCAAAGCUUUGCCAGAUCCGACAGCGCUAUCAAGCCAAACCUCACAAACAGCUGCAAAGGUUGAGGAGCAAGCGGCAGCCAACGAUUAUUUGUCGACUGCUGUUGAGAGGCUGCAAAGCAUGGUGCAAGGAAUAGGUGGGAGGCUGUCGUCCAUUGAAACUAACAUUGUAAAUAAGCCACAAGUAGAUAAUGGCAAAACACAGUUGGUUAAAGCAUUAGGAGGUGGCCUUAACAACCUGCAGGAAACUGUGCAGUCUCUCGGAUCGAAAGUAGCUGAGAUUGAUAGCAAAGUGGAAGCAAACAAGAACAAUGGUGGAGCGAAUGAUAAGAAUGGGCAAGUGACAGCAGAACUGACAGGAAAUAUAGGGAAACUGGAAACAGUAAUGACUGAUUUAUCACAGAAAAUCAAGGAUCUGGCAGCGAAAGAAAUCGAGAGAAACAAACAGCAAAGCACCAAUGACAAACAAGCACAAGCAGAAAAAAUAAACAACGAUGCCAAGUUAGAAGGCCAGAUGAAAGCCCUUGGAGACCAAAUCCAAGAUCUUGCGAAUAAGGUAUCUAGCUCUGCAGGUGCAGGACAAGUUGCAGCUGCACCAGCAGCUGUACAAAACGGAGGUGAUUCUUCAGCAAAUAAGGUGAAUCAGGAGUUGAUAAAAAAUCAAGAGAAACUUGGAAACGAUGUCCAGGCUAUUCAGAGCAAUGUUCAGAAUUUGGCGCAAGUAAUCUCAGAUUUGAAGCAGCAGGCAGCUGCUACUCCACCACCUGCGCCACCACCACCUCCGCCACCUCCCCCACCUCCUUCACCACCACCACCACCACCAGCACCAAGUGGAGUAGAUGUGGCAGCAGUUGCAACCAGUAUCCUUGGCAACGCUGUCAAGGUUUUCAAAGACGUAGCUGCGGCAAACGCAGCUUCUGCAAGCUUGAGGCCUGGUGGGAUAGGUGGCGUAAGUGGAGCGGGAAUACCAUCACCUUUGGCUGGUGCUCUUGCAGCAAAUAUGGCAGCAGCAGGUGGGGCAGGAAAUCUUGGGGCUUUGGGUGGAUUUGGAGGAGCCGGGGGCCUUGGUGCUGGAGUAUCCGGAGUUAUUGGUGGAGGCCUCGGUGGUGGGGUAGCUGGAGGUAUUGGUGGAGGUCCUGGUGGUGGGGUAGCUGGAGGUAUUGGUGAUAGCCUUGGUGGAGCAAAUGCAGGGUCGUUAGUUGCUGCAGCUCUGCAAAGUGGUGCACUUCCAUCUGUUAACAACGCACUUCAGGCUGUAGCACAAAACCCACAACAAAUACAAACACAAGUGGAAUUUAAGCCUAUGUUAAUACCCCAGUUACAGCAACAGCUCAAAGCAUCUAAACUCCCUGGUUUAGUCACUGGAAGUUUAGGAGGAAGCCUUGGACUGGGGGGUUUAGCUGGAAUUGAUGCUGAAUCUAUAAUUGGAAAAUUGAUCAAUCACAAAGAAGGGAAGUCAAGAAAAGAUGAUGAGGAAAAGAACGAGCAGAGAUCAAAAAUAAUCAUGCCAAGUGAAAAAGUAGAAAAUUGGAGCGACAUAAUUGAUAAGCACAUGUUAUUUAGAAGGGACAUUGAAGGUGCUAAAAAUCGUAGCAGUAAUUCAUCUUCUGAUUCUAUUGCAAAGCCAGAAAAACACUUUUUUCAUAGACUGAUUUUGAGUGGGUCAGAAUUAAAAGCAAGCAAAAGGAUGGAAAAGAAACCUAACAGUGAUAAGAACACAUUUCAUAGUAAAGGCAUGGCAAAAGAGGAAGACUCUAGUUGGAAAAAUGUCAAGAAUUCUAAAGGAGACAAGAGGCAAUUAAAUACUGGCAACAACGCUGCUUUACAGAAAGUCUUUGCCGAAAAACUAACUUCAGAUACAAACUACGCAAAUAAUGGUAUGCGUGGUGGAAAUAGUGGUCAAGUAUCUGGUGAUAUUGCGAAUGCAAUCAAAGCAGGUGUGAACGCAGGAGGUAGUGCAGGGUCAAAUGGUGGGGCUGGAGGAGCCAGUGGGGGCAGUACAGGCGGUGGGGGAGCAGCAGCUGCUGCUGGUGCAGGCAACCAAGCAAUAGCCAACCAAAUAACUGCAGCUGCAGCAAACGGAGCAGCAGGAGCUGUUAUCCAGGGAGGAGGAUUAGGAGGAGGUGGAUCUGCCGUAGCUGGAGGUCUUGCAGGGGAUAGGGGUGGUGGGGGAGAUAUUGGUGCUAAUUUGGCAUUGGCAGGAGCAAACCUUGCUCUAGUAGGAGCAGGACUUUCAGGAGCUGGCUCAAAAGCCGGAGCAGCCUUAGCAGCUGGAGGAGGGUCGUUGCCGGCUGGUGUUUUAGCAGAGUUGCAAGCACAUGGUGGAUACCAUCAUGAAUCAAGGCUUACAGGUGCUGGUGAACAGGCAAACAUCGCAGCGCAACAUGCAGCAGAAGCCAUCGCUCAUAACGAAUGGGGACACGCUGAGCGCAAACACGGCUUUGGGAACAGAUUCUUUGACUCUGCUUUUUCACAUGGUCUUCAUGGACACGACCGUGAUCUUUAUGGCCACCACUCACAGUUUGGCUUUCAUGAUGAUUGGGGAUUCGGGGAGCACGGGCAUUCAGAUUUUCAUCAUGGCGGACAUUUUGGUCAUGGCAGCCACGGCGGCCAUGAACAUGAUCACGAGUAUUGGGGAGACACCGAUCAUGGUGAGCAUGAAGAGCAUGAUCAUCAUGGACAUCAUGAAGAUGAUCAUCAUGAACAUGAAGACCACGAACAUGAAGACCACGAACACGAGCACCAUGAACACGACCACCAUGAACACAGUCACCAUGACCACGAUCACGCUCCUUUCUUUGACCAUGGUUUUCACCAUCAUGGUGGAAUGCGCCCGUGGUUUGGUCAUCAUGAUGACCAUCAAGGUGGUCAUCAUGGUGGACACCAUUCACAUUAUGACCACGACCACGAUAACCAUGCUGGACGAGUCUAUCACCUCACAGAUCCCAAUGAACUCUCUCACUUGUUACAUAUGGACGAAGGUAUGCGUCAUUACCAAAAUUAUUUCCCCCUUGCUCAUCAUGGUGACAUUGAUAUGCAUCAUGACCUUGACCAUUUUGGAGAAGGACCUGGAAUAGGCCCUAAUGGACUUUUCACUCAUGGAAUUUCAGAUGGCAUAAUGGGUCAUGGCAUCAAUGGCGACCAAGCAAUAAUGAGCCCUGGAGUUGGGGAUAGAGUUUAUUUUGGUCUUCAUCAUUCAGAUCAUGGACAUGGCUUUGGUGGUGGACACAAUGGGUUUGGAAGUGAUCAUGGCGGUGGACAUGGUGGUGGACAUGGUGGUGGACAUGGUGGUGGACAUGGCGGUGGAUUUGGCAGUGGAUUUGGCGGUGGAUUUGGUGAUGGGCUUGGUGGCCAUGGUGACGGAUUUGGUGGCCAUCAUGGUGGACUUGGAGGUCAUGGCGGUGGAUUUGGAGGUCAUGGCGGUGGAUUUGGUGAUCACGGUGGUGGAUUUGGUGACCAUGGUGGUGGAUUUGGUGAUCAUGGUAGUGGAUUUGGUGAUCAUGGUAGUGGAUUUGGUGAUCAUGGUAGUGGAUUUAGUGGCCAUCAUGGUGAUGGAUUUGGUAAUCACGGUGGUGGAUUUGGUGAUCACGGUGGUGGAUUUGGUGAUCACGGUGGUGGAUUUGGUGAUCACGGUGGUGGAUUUGGUGAUCAUGGUGGUGGAUUUGGUGAUCACGGUGGUGGAUUUGGUAAUCACGGUGGUGGAUUUGGUGAUCACGGUGGUGGAUUUGGUGAUCACGGUGGUGGAUUUGGUGAUCACGGUGGUGGAUUUGGUAAUCACGGUGGUGGAUUUGGUGAUCAUGGUGGUGGAUUUGGAGGUCAUAGUGCUGGAUUAGGUGGUCAUAAUGGUGGUGGAUUUGGUGGCCAUCAUGGUGGAUAUGGGGAUGAUGGUGAUGGAUUUGGUGGUCAUGGUGGUGGAAUUGGUGGCAACGAUCACGGUGGACAUCACGGAUCAUUCUAUGAUGGUGGACAUCAUGGGUAUGGUGGUGGUUUUGAAAAUAUUCUGAAUAGCCAUGGUGUGCACUACGGUGCUGGCCACCCUGCCUAUGGUGAUGGCUUUCAUGGUGAUUUGGGUACCUUGGAAGGAGGAUUUGGAGGACAUGGAGGUGGAAAUUGGAACAAUGAGGGAGGGUUUGGUGGUCAUGGAGGAGGUUUUGGUGGUCACGGAGGGGAUUUUGGUGGUCACGGAGGAGAUUUUGGUGGUCAUGGAGGAGGUUUUGGUGGUCACGGAGGAGAUUUUGGUGGUCACGGAGGAGAUUUUGGUGGUCACGGAGGAGAUUUUGGUGGUCAUGGAGGAGGUUUUGGUGGUGACGGAGGAGAUUUUGGUGGUCAUGGAGGAGGUUUUAGUGGUCACGGAGGAGAUUUUGGUGGUCACGGAGGAGGUUUUGGUGGUCAUGGAGGAGGUUUUAGUGGUCACGGAGGAGAUUUUGGUGGUCAUGGAGGAGGUUUUGGUGGUCAUGGAGGAGAUUUUGGUGGUCACGGAGGCGAUUUUAGUGGUCACGGAGGAGGUUUUGGUGGUCACGGAGGAGAUUUUGGUGGUCACGGAGGAGGUUUUGGUGGUCACGGAGGCGAUUUUAGUGGUCACGGAGGAGAUUUUGGUGGUCAUGGAGGAGGUUUUGGUGGUCAUGGAGGAGGUUUCGGUGGACAUGGAGGAGGUUUCGGUGGACAUGGAGGAGGGCUUGGCAGCCAUGGUGAGGGAAUUGGUGGGAGUUUUCAUGGCUUUGGUGGUGAUGGGUCUUAUAAUGGCCUGGACAGUGGCCAUAGUAACUUUGGGAAUAACCAUGAAGGGGAGUUUGGUGGAGGGCAUCACGCUGUUGGCGGCAUAUUUGGUGGUGGUCAUAACAUCGGAUUUAUUGGGGGCUAUGGACAUGGUCAUGAUCAUUUUGAAAAAAGCAGAAUUGGAGGUGGUAGAGAAGGCCAUCAUCAUAUGGGAGAAAGAAGGUUCGGACACCACUUAUUUGACGAAUUGCACGGAGGCAUGGAUAGUCGCGGGAAUUUUGACAAUGGUUGGGGCUCUGAUGGGGUAGGUUUUGGAGAGCUUCGUGGUCAUGGAGAUAAUGAUUGGGGAUGGGACAGCCAUCAUGGAGAUGACAACCAUCAUAGUGAAGGUGAAAGACACCAUCAUUCUCACCAUGGUUUUAGGCAUGGAGGCAGGAUGAUAAGUUCACAUUCAGAAGAUUAUGACCAUGGCCAUGGAGGCCAUCAUGAAAGCGAAGGAUGGGGACAUCAUGGGUGGGAUGGAGAUGGUUGGGGUCACGGAGAUGGUCAUUUUGGAGACGGUAACGAUGAUGAUGGUUAUGGGUGGACGGGGGGUUAUGGGGGUGGACACGGAGACAAUCAUGAUGAUCAUUAUGAUGAAGAUGGCUUUCAUGGGCCUGGUCGAGAUUAUCAUUCACGCGGUGGUCAUUGGCACCGAGAAGGUACUGGAGGAGAGCACCUGUUACCACAUGGCUACAAGAGUGAAGAACAUCACAGGGUUGACAGCAUGUUGCACCAUGAGUUAAAUGAACUGCAUCACUUGUAUGACAGCCUUUCCGACGACCACCAUCAUCAACAUACCCAUGGUCUGCCAGGUCCAGAGGAAAAAUUCAUCGACAGAGCAACACAUUUGGUGAUGUCACCAUGGAGUCGAACGCGACAUUUUGCCGAUUCGCUUGACAAGCGUAAAACAAUCUUAGACGAUAAUCACACAGGGGUUGAAAAUAGCAAGGAUCAUUUGCCAUUUUUGAUAACAGAGAAGGCAAGCAAAAAGAACUAUGGCUGGUCAUCCCAUCCGUAUGGUGGCUUUGGAAAGGCAGGAUGGCACGGCGGAGAUCAUAGUAAUCACGGCCAUAGCAACAGUGGUCACUACAACAAUAGAUAUGAUGCAGAAGUUGAUAUUCAAUAUGGUAACCAUGACAAUCAUGGUCAUGACGAAGAUCAUUACCACCAUCAUGACAGACAUCACUUCAACUCUCAUCGCAUUAAAGUUGUAUUAAACGGACCAGGAAUUCCCGGUCCAGCAGUAGACCGAAGAGCCAAGCUUUCAAGCACUGUAACCAAAAUGAACCAGUCCCAACAAGCAGCCAACAGUAGCACAACUGUUACAGCCUCAGUGAACAGAACUUUGGCAGAAACAGAUAAUUCAAAAACAAAACCCAGUAGUAUGAAACCCACUCAACGAUCAAUAGUUGCAUCAAAGUACACAAAUUACGAUGGUCACAACUUACAUGACGAUUUGGCAUUUGAUUGGCACCCUGGAAUUUCUGAAGUUCAUUACGGCGAUACUGGAAAUUAUCAUAAUGACGAACACGAAGAUGUUGAUUCCUUUGUGGUGCAGCAUGGCGCAGACAUUCACGGUGAUCGCGGUUGGCACGCAGGACAUGGAGAAAAUGGAUACGGAUAUGACACCGCGCGAAAUCAUGACAGCCAUGGAGUAAUAGAAGUCCAGCAUGGCGGUUACGGGCAUGGAGACCUCUACAGAGGAGAGGAUCAUCAUGGUGGUAACAGUGGGCAUGAAGGCCGUCACGGAGGAGAAAGUCAUCAUGGUGGUGACAGAAGCCAUGGAGGCCACUACGGAGGAGACCAUGGCCACGACGGACACGAUUAUCAUCACUAUGACCGCCAUCGUCACAAAGCCCAUCGCAUCAAAGUGAUACUUCAUGGACCAGGAAUUCCAGGCCCUGCGGUGGACCGGAGAGGAAGCCUUUCUGUUCCGUCUAGUGAGACAAGCACCUCGACGCAGCCAACUACUCAGCCCACUACAAUGGAAAAAUGUUCUGCUUUCCCUGAAACUUUUAGCCCUGCAAUUAAACAAUCAAAAAUAAGCCACACUUCACAAAGAUUCAAGAUAUAUAGGAGAAAAAGAAUAAGGAGAGGCAAGAAAGGAAAGUCUAAAGCAUUAGCUUUAGCUAGCAUCAAGGCUCAUAAAGAUUAUUCAAAAACCAGCAGUUCAGAGGUAAAGCCAGCAGUUCAUUUCCUAGAAAAAUUAAGCAAAUAUAAGAAGAAAUCUAGGUCAGAUAUGAAAAAGCUGAAAACCGAAAAGAUAAACAUAAACCUGAAAUCUUAUUACGAUAUGGACCACUACCCGCUGGGGUCAGUUCACGUGAUGGAAGGAGGACAUGGACACGAUGGAGGCGGUCAUGAUUAUGGUCACAAUCUAGAUUACGGUCAUGGGCAUGCCGAUUACGGACAUCAUGGUGGUGGAUUAAGUCAUCUUGGAACAGAUCAUGGUCACCAUGAUAUGGAUUACGAUCACCAUGGUGAUGGCUUUGCUCAUCUUGGAACAGAUUAUGGUCACCAUGACAUGGAUUACGGCCAUCAUGACAUGGAUUACGGUCAUCACGACAGUGAAUACGGUCAUCAUGGCAUGGACUAUGGACAUCACGGCGGAGGGUAUGGCCAUCAUGGCAUGGAUUACGGUCAUCAUCAAGAAGUCUAUCAUUCAGAACCGAUCCAUGUUGAAGAAGAACAUCACAACCAUGUCAUUCACCAUGUUGAGCCCGUGCCGGUUCCAGUCCCCGUACCUGUUCCAGUACCAAAUCCCGCCAACAAUGCCGCUUCCGUCGCAAACAAAGCAGCAGAAAAUGCAAUUAAGGCGCCUGCAGGUGUCGCUGUUACAGCCACGAAUAUGAACAACGGAGGUGCUCCGAGUAACGUCCAGGCUGCUCCUCAGGUUGUCAAUACAGGGUAUCCGGUUUACUAUUUGCCACCAGCGGCAAAACCCGUCGGGAACCCUUCCGUCAAUCUUGUCAAACCUCCUCCUCCUGCCAAUGGUCCGAAUCCUUACGAAAUUCUUACCUCUGAAACUUUAAAAGAAGCAGCAGGACAGCAACAGAAUAAUGCUGGCGCAGGCGGUGCGAGCAAUAGCGGUGGCGCUGAUACUAACAAUGGCGGAGAUAAUAAUGGGGGAGGAAAAGCAAAUAAUGACGGGAACAAAUCCGAUAACAAGAAUGAAAAUAAAAACAAUAAUACACCACCUCAGAUGAUAACAGGUGGCACAAAAACAGGAAAUAGGCCUGUGAAUACUCAAGUUGAUCAUUCUUCGCAUUCUUCACGAAGAAGUGACCAUAUUUACAGCAAAGAUAACUUGACACGCAAGAGAAGCUUGCUGAAGUAUCACAAUGUGUCAGUCAGAUUACAUAAAAACAAGACCUCUGCAAAAAACAUCACGGAAGGUAAUACAGACGAGACGAAAAGGUCAUAUGGACAUCCUUUUUUUGGAUUGCGAAAAAGAAAUAAUGGAAGGAUGUUGACGGGGAUUGGCGGCAGAAAACCAAUCAAGAACUACGAAUUUUACGAUGACAAAAAUGAGUUUGGCUGGUACAAGGACCAAGGCAAUAAGAAAUACCCAUAUGAUAAUUGGUUACCGCAUUAUUCAAACGAUGGUUAUGAAGAGUACCAAAAAGCGCCUGAUGCGAACGCAGUCGCACAUGCCAUGGCCACUCUAGAAAAACAUAUGAGUUCGUCAGAAGCACUGCACACAGAUAACAUGUUUAGACAUGAUUCAAAAGAACAUGGCGAGCAUCAUCGAGGAUUUUUGUUUAGGGGAAACGAAGAGCAUGGGGACCCCAACGGGGGACCAAAUGGCGGCAGCACUUCUCAUGAAGGUGGUAGCUAUCAUGAAGGUGGACGUCCUCACGAUAUUGAAAGCUCGCAUGAAGGACAGUUCCCACCAGGGUGGGGACUCUUGGAAACAGGGCAUGAAUCACGCGGACAAAGUGAAAAUAAUAGACAAAUGGACGAUGAUCACUACCAUAACAACGAGAAAGGUGGAAUGACAGAGAACUAUGGAUGGAAAACAAUAGAGGGACCAUCAUUGUUAGACCACCAGAAACAAAAGUCACGCGACAACUCUGGAGGCAGCGAUAAGUCUCACGAGAACGAAGGGUCACAUGAAAACAGAAAUGAGUCUGGGCGUGAGGGCUGGCUGCCUCUAACACCGCCAAACCAUGAAAGGCCAGAAUCACACGAGCCUGACGUGGGACAGAAAUCUGAGCCUGCAACCAACCACGAGGGAAGAUCUUCUGAAUCUAAUCCCCUUUCCCUUGCGCAACAAAACAUGAUCCAUCAUGAGGACGACAGAGGCGUUUUUAAUGGAGCAACUACGAAUAAAGAUGGUGUUAUCAAUGAUGAACAAAAAGCCCUUUAUGGGAAUGGCUACCAAGAAAACAGAGGGAAUACUGAAAAUCAUGGAAAUGGUGAUAAAAGUUUGGAAGCAAACCGCAAUGAUUAUGCUGAUUUUCCUUCAAUAAAUACAAAGCACAAUAACGAAGAUAGCCGAAACAGAGGCAAUUUUAUUGAAGGCACCUCCGCCAAACAGGAGAAUCCGAGAGAGAUGCCAAAGGAAUCAACUGAUGGAAAAGCAAACGAUAAAGGGUCAUUGACAGGUGAAAAUACAAUAAGAAUCAAUGUGGGCUAUCCACAUUACCACGUUGCCGACAGACAUAUCGAUGCUGCCUUGAAGGUACCACAUGCAGGUCCAGAAAGAGGAGGUGGGUUGUGGGGCAGUCAGCCAGGGGAAGGGGAACAAUACCAGGAAGAAAAGAAAGAGAAGUCCUUUGGCGAGACUCAAGUGCCGAACCACAAUGAGAAUGGAAUUCAGCACAACGACACUUUGCCGAAAUCAAAUAGUACCAGCCUAGUUCCAGGGAACUAUGCUUUAAAAUGCAACAUUAACACUGAAUGCCAACCAGCAAAGGAAACUGCGCAAAGCAACAGUCGGGGUGUUCAAAGAAAUGGAAGCGAGGAGAUGAUGAAAGUGACGAGAAUUCCAGUCACGAUUACGACGGGAGUAUAUGAUUCCAGAGAACUGGUGUCAGUUGAAGAGAAAACGUUUGUUAAAAAUUCAGGAAACAAAGAAAAUGUUAAUCGAGACUUUACAAAACGCGGAGGGUGGAAUAAUGCAUAUGAACACAAGAAGCGCAAGACACGGCUUGGGGCAGCAGGUGAAGAUGACAAAGAUCAUAAAGUGCCUAAAUUUAGGCGCAAGCUACAUCAUUUUAUGAAAAUCUUUAAGAUACAAAAGGCAAAAGACGGCAGAGACCAAAUGGUAAAGGGACAAAGUCUGUUGGAAGGAAAAAAGAACCAGCCACACAGUUUGAGCAAAGUCAGAAAAUUUGGAAACAAUGCGAAGUUAAGGAGGAUGUAUGAAGGAAAGAAAUAUAAAGAGAGGAAGGACAACAUUGGAGGUGACUUAGGAUCAGUACAUGGACACCCAGCGAUUUCGGAUGAGAAGGCAUUGCAUUCAACCCCCGAAGAUCUACUUGAAAUGGCGAAUGGUUAUAGGCAUAGGGCUGAAGAAUACGACAGCAAAGCCAAAGAGCUUGAGAAUAUGGCAGAAGUACAAGAUCAUCAACAUGAUCAUCACGGUGCGGUCUCACAGCACAACAUGGGUCAUGAGGGACCUGAAAGAGGGGGAGGCUUACAUGGGGAUGAUCACGGUGAAGGGGAACAGUACCACCACCAGCAGGGUAUAGGGCCAUGGUCAGGUCCGACGUGGUUCGGACCAGGGCCCUUCGGUAUGUCCCAUUUUCAGCAUGGUGGAAGAGAAGGAGGUCAUGGGAGUCAAGAAGGAGGUCACGGCGGUACGGAUGGGGAACAUGGCAGACAUGAGAGUCUCGGUGGCCAUGUUGAGUGGAAUGGUGGCCACGAAGGUGGCCAUGGGGGUGGAGGAGAAGGGGGACAUGGAGGAGGACAUGGGGGUGGAGGAGAAGGGGGACAUGGAGGAGGACAUGAAGAGGGUGGCGACGGGGGUCAUGGAGAAGGACAUGACAAUAACAUCAUACAUUUUAACACAGGCUAUCCUUUCUAUCAUGUACCUAGGCCACAUUCAUUACCACAAGUUGAGUACGACAAGCCACAUCCACCGGUGCAUGGCUUGAAUCCAUACGAAGUCCUGACAUCCGAACAAUUUCAUCGGCCGAUGCUUCCGGCCGGACACGGAAACCUGCCGUACGGAUCCAAUCAACGAACGCUGCAUUCGCGCGAGAUAAUUUCUCAGUUCAACAGCAGAAGAAACAGUGAAGCAACUGCAGGCGCUAAAACGCGCAGGUACAGUAGCCUUAUGCGGGAUUUCUUAACAGACGAAAAUGUCGCAAGUUUUUUGCUUAAAUGAUUGAGACAGCACGAGAUAUCGACAAUUUGAGAUGAACACACACUGUGAGCACAGAAUGUGAAUAUGCGUAGUAGAGAGAAGAUUUAUUCAAUGAUAAAUACAUGACAACAUUGCAAUUUUUAGAGGAAAAAGAAUAGAUGGAAAAAAGACCCUAAGUAGCCAGAAGAAAGCAAAAUUACCGAGAAACAUAUUCCUUAAGACGUCUUGUAAUUGUAAUGGUAACCGCAUGCUUACGAUACCCGUGUCCAUUCUGCCUACGGCAUUAAAUAAUGAUUUCUGUAAUCCAAUCAAAUGUUAACCAGAAAAUGUUGACCAGACAACCAUAUGGAAUAGAGGUACCUACGAACAUCUCAAUCAUUGAUUAUUGAGAACGAGUCCAGAUCCUCAAACGAAAUGACGUCCCUGGCAGCUAUACGUUUCUCGUGCAAUCCCGUUCACAGGCAUUCCUUUAGUUGAAGGGAACAAUACCCUGAUGAAAAGAAAGAGAAGUCCUUUGGAAAGAGACAGCAGCAAAACCAUAACGAGAAUGACACGUAGCGAAACUACGCCUUGUUAAAACAAACGGUGAAGGCCUUGUUUCAGGAAUUUCUGCUGGUAAAUCGGUUGAUGUGCUUUAAGAAAUGACAUGCAUUGUUUAUGUUAAUGUGUAUGAAUGCGUUUUGAUUCAGAGACUAGCUUUAGAUUACAAAAGCAAUAGCUUUGAGUCAUUUAAAAUGGGAAACUGUCUUUCAAUUCAAUCUUCAAUUAACAUGUACUUUUUCGUAGUAUUAGUUGAGUUUAUAGUAAUAUAAUACUAAAAUAAUUUUGUGUCAUAAUUUGUUCAGAAUGUGCGUAUCCAGUUGGAUUGUCCUUAACUUUGUAUCUGUACAAAUACUACAAAAGCAGGUUAAAAGUUCAUUAACAGAAAAGAUAAAAAUAGCGAUAUAAUGAAAAAUGCGCUUACCAGUACACGAUUUUAUGUAAAAAAUAUUUAAUGUUAUUUUGACACGACAUAUUGACUUCACAUAAUUGCGACAGAUGAAAUGAUUACACAUAAAAAGUUAAGAAUAUUGAUUCCUGUCUUUUUUUAUAUCAUGCAAUUAUUUUUGUAUGCUCUAAAGGGAGGCAAAGUUGCAAUUUGAUCUUUUUUCGAGCUUUUUCUCAAGCAUUGGGUCCUAUCAACAACACAAAACUGAGAGCAAUUUAAUUCAAGGCAAAAAAUAGAUGUUUGUAAUAGGUAUAAAACUACAAUUGGACUUAAACGAUGUAUGGAACUGAAACUUCUCAUGUAUACAUUUUGCCCUGAGUACUUUUCUAAAAACUUUACCUGCUGUUGAAGGAAGCACCUAACUUAAGUUAAGUCAAAAAGAAAAUAUUUUUUUAAAGAUCAUAACUCUUGUUUGAUAAAAUGCCCCUCUACAUUCCAUAAUUAUAGACUUGCAUGCAGUAAAGUGGCAAGGAAGUGCUUAUAGAUAAGAUAGCACAUUUAGCAGAAAAAAUUUGUAGAAUUUUCAUAUUUUCUUUGAAUAUACUAUAAGAUAUAAGCAAUUUCGGAAAAGAAUGCAUGGUUCUAAAAUAUAUUUAGUACUUUAGAUUUUUUAAAGGUACUUCAUAAAUUAUAAACUGAUUGGCCUUUGCUUUACAAAAUGAAGAAACACUAAGAUCUAUUUUUAUAUAACUAAGGUUUGCCGAUGACAUUUGUUGCAUCAAUGUCAUCUACAUCUUUGCAUACUUCAGACUUCAGGCUGAUGACUCGACAGCCUCUCAC
Messenger RNA from Rhopilema esculentum, 14380 nucleotides. NCBI's taxonomy places the organism in Eukaryota, Metazoa, Cnidaria, Scyphozoa, Rhizostomeae, Rhizostomatidae. The record is from RefSeq and is a predicted model, not a curated record.